AUGGCAGCCUUUGAAUUUCCCCAAGCUCUUGAGAAGAGACAACAAUACGGUUGCCGCUACGGCGAAGUCUACAGAAAUGGAGGAUGCUACCAACGCGGCGCGUGGUACUGGUGGGGACGCUGGGUUCUCGCCGCCGUCGUCGUCGGCAUUGCACUUCUUAUUUUGAUCCUGUUAGGGUGCAUGAACGCUCGCCGUCGCAAGAGGCGUGGUGCCCAGCCCUUCUACGGCACCGGCUGGAUGGGCGGCAACAACAAGCACAACCAGCACCAGCAGGCCACCUACGCCUACAACCAGCCGUACAACGGUCAGCAGCAGGGCUAUGCGGGUUACCCCCAGCAGGGCGCUGAAGGAUCCUACCCCGCCCCGCCGCCGGCCUACGGACAGGCUCAGCAGAACCCCCAGUACACCGGCACAACCUUUAACCCCAACGACGGAUACUAUGGCGGCCACAACGAGGGUAUCCAACUGCAGCAGCCGCAGAGCUCGUAUCAGCGUGACGCCUACUCGCCCCCCGCCGGCCCGCCCCCCGGAAAGUAA
This is a messenger RNA of Colletotrichum spaethianum, 537 nucleotides long. RefSeq lists its product as uncharacterized. Bases 1 to 537 code for a protein of 178 amino acids. Lineage: Eukaryota; Fungi; Ascomycota; Sordariomycetes; Glomerellales; Glomerellaceae. Gene Ontology annotation, biological process: vesicle-mediated transport. The record is from RefSeq and is a predicted model, not a curated record. Gene Ontology annotation, cellular component: intracellular membrane-bounded organelle. The transcript is spliced from 3 exons.